Messenger RNA from Sardina pilchardus (European sardine), 3300 nucleotides. RefSeq names its product tubulin tyrosine ligase-like family, member 7 (gene ttll7). The record is from RefSeq and is a predicted model, not a curated record. Gene Ontology annotation, molecular function: tubulin binding; tubulin-glutamic acid ligase activity. NCBI's taxonomy places the organism in Eukaryota, Metazoa, Chordata, Actinopteri, Clupeiformes, Clupeidae. Gene Ontology annotation, biological process: protein polyglutamylation; microtubule cytoskeleton organization. Bases 361 to 3270 code for a protein of 969 amino acids. Gene Ontology annotation, cellular component: cilium. The transcript has 22 exons.
UCUAUCGACGACGCUUAACCCGCUGUAUUUAGUAUUGACUGUACGCCGAAGAACAGGUUCAUUCACUUGUUACAGCUUUGUGUCAUCUAAAGUCUUAAUCAAGACACGUUAAAAUGACAGCGGUAAACUAUUCUGGUGCAUACAGACAUAACAAAUAAACAAGCAACAACGUGAGGGACCGAUUGGCACGCUGUAGUGGGCAGUAUUUGCUUCACCAAGGAGCCUAUGGUUGAGACGUCUUGACAGGGACCUGGAUGCUCUCGCUGGGCACCGUGCUGCUCGGUGGCUUCUCUGACUCCAAAGGAACCUCCCCUCCAUUCUCCCAGCCCUCCAUGAGCCCAAGGUGGUGGCCGGCAUCCGAUGAUUCUGCCCACCUGCUGCAGCCAUAGCGCCAACCACCCAGACCAGGGAGACGAAGUCGUAGGAUUGGCAGGACAGCCCGACCCGCCCUCUGACCCGUCGACUUGUGAGAUGCCCUCGCUCCCCGACAAUGGAGAGGAUCAAGGAACAUCCCCCGUGAAUCUGCCAUCUGCCCUGGCCUAUCAGAACACGGGGAAGAGGAAGGUCCGCACCAAGAAGAAGAAAGGAAUCAUCUCAGCCAACGUAGCAGGAACCAAAUAUGAAAUAGUGCGGGUCGUAAUUGGUGAGCUGGCUUUCAUGAAGACGCGGGAUGAGGAUGAAACAGCUAACCUCAUCUGGAAUGACUCAGCUGUUCAACAUGAGAAAAUCGCUGAGCUCAGGAACUACCAGAGAAUCAACCAUUUCCCUGGGAUGGGGGAAAUCUGCCGGAAAGACUGCUUGGCAAGAAACAUGGCCAAAAUGAUUAAAUUCCAGCCUCAGGAGUACAGCUUCAUACCCAAGACCUGGAUCUUUCCUGCUGAGUACACGCAGUUCCAGAACUACGUGAAGGAGCUGCGGAGAAAGCGCAAGCAGAAGACAUUCAUCGUGAAGCCGGCCAACGGCGCCAUGGGUCACGGGAUUUCCUUGAUUCGCAAUUGCGAGAAGCUUCCAAGUCAAGAGCACUACAUCGUGCAGGAGUACCUUGAGAAGCCCUUUCUGAUGGAAGGCUACAAGUUCGACUUGCGUAUUUACAUCCUGGUCACCUCCUGCGAUCCUCUGCGGAUCUUCCUCUACAACGACGGCCUGGUCCGGAUGGGGACCGAGAAGUACCACUCGCCCAACGAGUCCAACCUGAGCCAACUGUUCAUGCACCUGACAAAUUACUCUGUCAACAAACACAACGAGAACUUUGAGCGAGAUGAGACCAUAGACAAAGGAAGCAAGAGAUCUCUCGGCUGGUUUUCCGAGUUCCUCCGGUCCAACGAUUUCGAUGUGGCCAAAUUCUGGAAUGAUGUAUCAGAGCUGGUGGUGAAGACGCUGAUCGUGGCCGAGCCCCACGUCCUGCACGCCUACCGCAUGUGCCGCCCAGGACAGCCACCAGGGAGCGACAGCGUCUGCUUCGAGAUGCUCGGCUUCGACAUCAUCCUCGACCGCAAGCUCAAGCCCUGGCUGCUAGAGAUCAAUCGUGCUCCGAGCUUCAGCACCGAUCAGAGGAUUGAUUAUGAUGUGAAGAAGGGGGCCCUGCUCAAUGCCCUGAAACUGCUGAACAUCAGGGCGAGCGAUAAGAGGCGUAACCUGGCCCAGCAGAAGGCCGAGGCCCAGCGGCGUCUCUACGGCCAGGGCUCCAUGAAGAGGCUCUCGUCCGUCUCCUCGGAGCGCGAGCGCCAGAGACACACCCUGGAGCGCCGAAGAGAGGAACUGAAAGAGCGUCUGGUCCAGGUCCGGAAGCAGAUUUCCCGGGAGGAGCACGAGAAACGGCACCUGGGGAACUACAGACGUAUUUACCCCCCAGAUGACAAGCUGCUCUUGGAGAAGUAUGAAAGCCUCCUCUCAGCUGCCUUUCAGAUAUUUCUCGCCGGGCGGGCGGCCUCACUUCAAAAGGAAAUGAAUAAUCCUCUGAAACGAAUGAAGGAGGAGGACAUCUUGGAUCUGCUGGAACAGUGUGAGCUGGACGAUGAGAAACUCACGGGGAGGUCUUCCCGCCAGAGAGGAUCCAAGGCCUUGUCCUCCAUGCCUGAGAGCAGCCACACGCCCAAGAAGCAGCAGGGCGCCUACGGCAGCGGCUCCGGCAGCGGCGACGACAGCUGCUCCUCGGGCUCCGAGGACGAGGACGAGAAGGACGACUCCCUGACCGAGACCAAGAGGGUCUCCUACAACCUGGGAGACGCCAGACACAAGUCCUCGGAGCGCUCCAGCCGUGUCCAGGGGAAGCCUCCGCUGAAGACGGUGCGUAUCCGUGCGGUGGCGUCGCCCACCCUGGCGGGGCCCAUCCGCCGCUCGGUGUCGUGCCCGCGCUCCAUCUCCUCGCUGGCCGCCCAGUCGCCCACCAACGAGCAGCGCGGGGGUCUGGCCGGCAGGAUGCUGUCCUCCUCCUCCUCGACCGGCGCCGCCUCCUCAGCAUCAGCAUCGGCGUCGUCCUCGGCAACCGGGCGGCCCAGCACGGCGUCGCGCUCCCACUCGCUCAGCCGCAGCGGCUCGGCCCACAGGGUGCCACACAGCAGCAGCCUGGGCACCAUCCACGCCCACAUGGCCAGCUCCGGCGAGUCCCUGCUGAACCUGAAGACGAAGGAGCAGGAGGCGGAGCUGACACGGCACACGCUGGCCGCGCUCAACGAGAUGCGCAUCCGCUUCCCCGGCAAGAACGAGGACGACGCCGAGCUGCUGCUGGAUGAAAUUCUAGACAACUGGAAGUAUCAUAAACCAAAAGUGGCCUCUUAUUGGUUGGUGAAAUUGGACUCCACCAAACAGAGAAAGGUCCUGGACAUUGUGCGCACUAACGUGCGUUCGGUGCUGCAGCGGGUGUGGAGAGAGCCCGACGUGGACAGUUUACAUUUGUACCGCCUUUUCAACCGUGUCUUUAACCGCCUGCUCUGGAGCCACGGACAGGGCCUCUGGAACUGCUUCUCCAACUCGGGGUCGUCGUGGGAGAGCGUCUUCAACCGCAGCAGCGAGGUGGUGACGGCACAGGAGCUGCGCUGCUGCCAGAGGGUGGUGCAGCUGUGCCGCGACUGUCUGCUGGUGGUCUACAAGUUCGUGCAGGACUCCCGGGGCACCAUCAGUGGACUGAGCUCCGAGUGGGAGGACACCAGGUAUCUGGUGCCAGUCACGUCUCAGUUCAUAAUCAAGUGGCCUUCCUCCAGCCUUGGCCGCGUCUCCUCGGCCAUGCCUCGCUCCCGCAGCCUGUUCACCACCAGGAUGGGCCAGUUCUGACCUCUCCCUGCCCCUGCCCCUGCCCCUGCC